Molecule: messenger RNA, 2199 nt
Organism: Suncus etruscus (white-toothed pygmy shrew)
Lineage: Eukaryota; Metazoa; Chordata; Mammalia; Eulipotyphla; Soricidae
Gene: KEL
Product: Kell metallo-endopeptidase (Kell blood group)
Biological process (GO): protein processing
Cellular component (GO): plasma membrane
Molecular function (GO): metalloendopeptidase activity
Source: RefSeq, a predicted model, not a curated record
AUGGUGGACAGCUCUGAGGGUGGAGAUAGAGCAGCGAAGACCCACCCCGCCACCACUGGACAGAGUCAGGCUGGUGAAAUGGGGAGUCUCUGGAGCCAGGAGAGUCCCCCUGCUGAACAGGGGGACCUAGCUGAUGGUGAACCUAGCCGGUGGGCCCAACCCAGGCGAGUGUUUCUGGCCAUUCUGCUUCUCGGCCUGCUGCUGGCUUUCUCUGUACUGCUGGUCUACAUCUUCCGCAGCUGUGGUCCUCGCCCCUGUGAGAAGCAGGUGUGCAGGGAUCUCCUGGCCGGGUAUCUGGCCUCGGGAAACUCCACUGCAGACCCUUGCUCUGACUUCUUCACCUUUGUCUGUGGGAACCAUCAUCAAGUCCAGACCCUCGAAGAGGAGAACAAAGGCCGACUCCGGAAAAUCCUGGAGGUCCCGAGUUCCUGGCCCCCAGGCUCUGGGGUAGAGAAAGCUGUCCACUUCUAUAACUCCUGCAUGGACACUGAUGCCAUCGAGACUGCAGGGGCUGGUCCUUUCAGACAAAUUAUAGAGGAGCUUGGAGGUUGGCGGAUCUCUGGGAAUUGGACUUCCUUAGACUUCAACCGAACUCUGAUACUUCUGAUGAGUCGAUACAAUCACUUCCCAUUCUUCAGAGCUGACUUGCGCCCACAUCCCGAACCUCCACACAAGCCUGUCAUCCAGAUAGACCAGCCAGAAUUUGACAUUCCCCGUAAGGAAGAUCAGGAGCAGAAGAUCUAUGCCCAGAUCCUACGGGAAUACCUGACCUACCUGUAUCGUCUGGCUCUCUUACUGGGAGGAAAACCAGGCAAGGUGCAAGAUCAUGCCUACUCAUCCAUCUCCAUUACCUCACGACUACGGGAGCAGCACGAAGCACAAGCUAAGCAUUACCAGAUGGUCACUGUUGACCAAUUACAGGAAAUGGCCCCUGCCAUUGACUGGUUGUCCUGUUUGCAAGCGACAUUCACACCCAUGUCCCUGAGCCCCUAUCAACCUAUCAUGGUCCAUGACCUGCAGUAUUUGAAGAAAAUGUCCCAGCUGGUGGAGGAGCAUCUGUCAAGUAAAAGGGACUUUCUUCAAAGCUACAUGAUCUUGGGGUUGGCAGGGACUCUUUCUUCAGCCCUGGACAGUCGAUUCCAAGAGGCACGCAGAUCCUUGAAUCAGAAACUACAGGAGCUCACUGAUUGGCCAUCUGUGCCCACAGGCCCUCGAUGGAUGGAAUGUAUGGAGAAAACAGGAACUUUUUUUCAGUCCACCCUGGCAGCCUUGUUCAUGCGUGAGGCCUUCAGUCCCAGCAUCCAAAAUGCUGCUAUGGAACUAUUUACUGCUAUCAAGGAGGCCCUUAUCACCCGCCUCAGGAGACUCACCUGGAUGGAUGACAGGACCAAGAAAGAGGUCCAGGACAGGGUCAACCAACUGCAAGUGAAGAUAGGACCCCCAGAGUGGGCAGUGAAGCCAGAGGUGGCCAGCGAGGAAUCCAAAGACAUACAACUUGGACCUAACUUCCUGCAGUCCAUCCUGAGCUGUGUCCGAUCUCUCCGAGCUAGGAAAAUCCGAAGCUUUAUGCAGCCAUCGUCACCCAACCCUAAACUGCACAUGGCCCCCUGGGAGGUCAGUUCUUACUAUUCGAUAUCUGAGCAUGUGGUGAUCUUCCCAGCUGGACUCCUGCAACCCCCUUUCUUCCACCCAGGAUACCCCAGAGUUGUAAACUUCGGUGCCAUAGGGAGCUUCAUGGCUCACAAGCUAUUGCAUAUCUUCGACCAGCUCUUGCUUCCUGGGGGCUGCCCUGCUUGUGAUUCUCACGCUCUACAGGGGGCCCUGCAGUGCCUGGAGCACCACUAUGCUGCCUUUCCAUCAUCCAAUGGAAGUUCCUUUAAUAGCUCCCACACUCUCCUGGAAAAUGCUGUGGAUGUGGGGGCAUUGGUCAUUGCACUUCAGGCAUACAACAAGGGACUCUUAAGUCAUCGAGGGGAGACCACCUUGCCAAAACUCGGCCUCAGCCCCCAUCAGCUCUUCUUCCAAAGCUAUGCUCUGAUGAUGUGUGGGAAGCUCGGCACCCAGGUUGCUCCAGAGAAUCACAGCCCUCCCACCCUUCGAAUCCAUGGAGCCUUGAGCAGCACCCAGGCCUUUUCCAGACAUUUCUACUGUCCACACGGCACUCUCAUGAAUGCCUUCACCCAUUGCCACCUCUGGUAA